Messenger RNA from Populus nigra (black poplar), 1061 nucleotides. Its product is annotated as protein PAM68, chloroplastic. The transcript is spliced from 2 exons. Bases 243 to 920 code for a protein of 225 amino acids. The record is from RefSeq and is a predicted model, not a curated record. NCBI's taxonomy places the organism in Eukaryota, Viridiplantae, Streptophyta, Magnoliopsida, Malpighiales, Salicaceae.
GGACUGAUUUGUAGUUCGCUCAGAAGAAAAAUCAACAAGUGUUUGUUUCUCCAUGAACAUGCAAGUAACCUUAUCCUCUCCCAACUUUAAACUACACUGAGCCCCUCUGGUUUUCUGAGGAAGAGCUAAAUAAUACUGCAAGCAUGUCUCUACUCGGAAGUUAAGGUUUAGUGUUAGCUAAAUUGCCUUAUCUACACUCAGGACACAAAAGCAAGAAAGAGAAGGAGAUAAAGAAGAAGUGAAUGGCUGAAAUAGCAGCUGGAGUAGUGAGACUAUCAUCCUCAACAUCACCAUUUUCUUGGCCUUACAAGCUCUCUUCAACAUCUCUUUUUUCCAAGAUUGAUCGUAUUUGUGAACGAGCCUCAAACUCCCCUUCUUCGCUUGUUCCAGCCAAACAAACCUUGCGAUUUCCAGUUCCCAUACCAGGUUUUUUCCAAAAUCAAUCUCGCUUGUCACAUCCCUCAUCCCUAUAUGCAACCUUGAAUAGCCCAAGAGGCUUUGGUCAACCUCCGAAGAGAAGCAAAAAGACCAAGAAAUCAAAGCCAGGCAAUGAUGAAGAUGACGAGGACGACGAGGAGGAGGAGCAAGAAGAACCAGAUGCCGGGGUAAUACCCGAAGUAGUGACUAACAGGAUGAUGACCAGGAUGGGAAUCUCGGUGGGGGCUCCCUUGUUUGUUGGAGUGUUGUUCUUCCCAUUCUUCUACUAUCUCAAAGUUGGUUUGAAGAUUGAUGUGCCUACAUGGGUGCCUUUUAUUGUGUCCUUCAUCUUCUUCGGGUCUGCCUUACUAGGUGUGAGUUAUGGCAUUGUGUCCUCCAGUUGGGAUCCAAAGAGAGAAGGAUCAUUUUGGGGUUGGAACGAGGCUCAGAAGAACUGGCCUGUUUUUUGGCAGUCUCUACGGGGGAGACCUGGCAAGCAGUAGGCUCUCUUAUCUCUUGCCCUGUUUCUGCUUUCCUUGGAUAUUCUUGUGCUAAAAAAAUAAAGACAAUUUUGGUAGUCUUGAAUGAAUCUGUAAAUUCUUACUUAACAUAUGCUUUCAAAUAGAGCUUUUUAUUUUUUAUAA